UUAGACUGUAGAACCCCAUUUUUCUGAGCCUCCAUUAUUUGCCUCCUUAUAUUAACUGAACCAGAGGUGCCCAAGCCCCAGUCAUUGUCAGCCCCGGGCAGCUGGUGGCUCUGUUAAUAUGAAGAGAUGGAUAAUGGAGGCUCGGAUAAAUGGGGUUCUGGUAUAAAUAGACAUGAUGUGUAUGUAUAAAUAUACACAUAUACAUAAACACAGACGUUUAUUUUUUACAAAAUGUAAAAAUGAAAGAUUCUCUGUAAAAAUGCAAAUUCCACUUUUUCCAUGGCAAAUGGAUUUCUAGAGUCUCUGGUUAUUAGAAAUAGGAAUAUAUAACUUAAUUGUUUUCUCACUUAUUUAUAGAUAAAUAUUCUAAAUUGAGGGACUGAAAUGGGAGUAAAAUAUGUAAUCUUUCAUCUGUAAAUUCUGUCUGAACACAUCUGAGCAAGCUCAUGGAUGAAGGUUGUUGGUUUAUGAUUGCUGUUCAUUGGUCUCUGAAGUAAUUUGGUGGUUAUUCCAUUUUUCCGUGAAGCAUCCACAUUAUGAUUUUUACUGAUUUGGAAUCCUUGUCAGUCUUGGCAGACAGCUGGACCUGCAGACUGACCUAUCGCUGCACCAUUAGAAGUAUUAAAGGCCAUUGCACUGCUGCUGUCUGGAUUGUAUAUCUUCUGGGCAUAAAGAGAGGCCAAUCUGACACUUCACAAGAGCAUUCAAUUCACAUUAAAUUUGAAUUUGACAAUUUAGAUUUUUUUUUAAUGUGGUCUGAAUUUUAAAUCUGCAGUUGAAAUUAAUGUAUGGCUAAUUAAAUUAUAUAGCACUUAAAUCAUUCUCAUUUGCUAAAUUAUAACGUUUGUGGCACUUAAAUGAAGACGAGGGCUCAGAGUACUAGUUGUUUUGUAUUUUACUUGUAGAUAGAAUCUCCAAAACAAAACAUAAACUUUCCCACAAUCUUGGUAAGCUACUUAGUAGAAUGUCUUAACGAUACAAAGAGGUUCUAAAACUAGUGGCUGGUGUGAAGGAGUGUGUGAAGAAUUUGGAGAUGAUAGACACCCUUAUGCAGUGUCACUUAAUUUAUAUUCUAGAAUGCAAUUGUGAAAUAUCACCGUAAACAUCUUAAAAUGUACUUUUGGCGUAUUCUUAAACAGAAAUGCUUUACUUCUAGCUGUGAAUUCCAUCAGAAGAUUGUUAUAAGCAACCAAAUCAACCUAUUUCCACAAAUUAAAAAAUGGGUGGAUUAGUUUCCCGAUGGAGGCAGGCAAAGGCUUCAACAGUAGAAGUGUUGGAGAAAAUUGAUAAGGAAAUCCAGGCAUUAGAAGAAUUUAGAGAAAAAAAUCAGAGGCUACAAAAGCUAUGGGUUGGAAGACUACUUCUCUACUCAUCAGUUCUUUAUCUUAUUACUUGUUUAAUUGUGUAUUUGUGGUAUCUCCCUGAUGAAUGGACUGCAAGGCUGAUUAUGAUGCUUCCAUUUUUUGCAUUUCCAUUGAUAAUCUGGUUUAUAAGAACAGUCCUCAUUUUCUUCUUUUCCAAAAGAACAGAAAGAAAUAGUGAAGCAUUAGAAGAGCUAAAAUCCCAAAAGAAAAAAAUACUUGAAGAAGUAAUGGAAAAGGAAACUUAUAAGACUGCUAAAUUAAUUCUUGAAAGGUUUGAUCCAGAAUCUAAGAAGGCAAAGGAGGUUGAACUACCAUCUGCUGGAGCAUCUGCAACUCCAAGACCUGGACAAGAAAUUCGUCAGCGGACCCCAGCUCAAAGAAAUGUCUCUGCAACCACUCCAGUAAGCCCUAAACAGGGAUCUCCAAAAGCUCCAAGUCCACUAGCAGCAUCUCCUGGUCUGCAAAAGGAUGCUUCAGCUCCUGGUGGACCCCCAGAAAGAACCAUUGCAUCAGCCUUGCAGUCAAAUGUGUUACCAAGACGUCCUGGAUCCCCUGCUACUUCAAUGCCUGGAAUGGGCCUCCAUCCACCAGGCCCUCCUUUAGCAAGACCUAUUCUUCCUCGAGAAAGGGGAGCUUUGGAUAGAGUUGUUGAAUACUUAGUUGGUGAUGGUCCGCAGAACAGGUAUGCCCUUAUAUGUCAACAGUGUUUUUCUCAUAAUGGUAUGGCUCUGAAGGAGGAGUUUGAAUACAUUGCAUUUAGGUGUGCAUACUGCUUUUUCCUGAAUCCUGCAAGAAAAACUAGACCACAAGCUCCACGACUCCCAGACUUCAGUUGUGAAAAGAGGCAGCCAACAGAAUUGCAGACUACGGUUGGACCUUUGCAUUCUGGAGGGGUAAAACUACAAGAGAAUCCACCAAAGGAAGAACCCAUAGAACAAGUUACACGUAUUAUUGAGGCAGACAAGAUAGAUGGUGAGGCAUCGAGUACUGAGCAGCAAGGGGUUGAAUUAUCUGAAGAGGGUAUUAAAGAAGAAACAACAAAUGAAAAUGAACCUUCAGUUACAAAAAUCGAUUCUGCUGUUCCAACUGAACAAAGUGAUGAGUCUGUCCUGGAAGCAGAAUAAGUACUUCAAGUGCCUUCUGUAGCUAGUUCUUUUAGCUUUGUUCAUGUAAGUUGUUACUCUUCAGGUGCGCUUUUCGAAAAUGGUAUAAUUUAAAAUCUCUCUUGAGCUCAGACUGCCUUACACCACAGUACAUCGAAACUAUGUGCACUACUGGAUAUUGAAAAUUAAGCAUGUAUUCUUUCAGUGAGCUAAUGCACUGCAGAAUGUGCAGCUGGUUGAAGUCUAACACAUCACAGGUCGCUUUAGUUUAGUUUUGUAUAUUUGAAAACUAAAAUUUAUCUACAGGUUUAUUUUCCAUAAACUUAACCAAAUGCAUACUAAGUUUUAGGUUAUUGAACAUAAGCUGCAGUAAUUUGGCAACUUGUCUAGUGGAGUUUUGGUUUUGUGAACUUUUAGGAUUUUUUUUAAUGUUUACCCAUUAAAAUGGAUUGAGUGACUUUUAAAUAUCUAGAUGUUUACAUGCUAAAAUGUCUUUAGGCAUUCAGCUUAAGCAGUAUGGAAGUGUCGUCAUAACUGUAACAGCUUAGUCAUUGUCUUAACUUUUUUGACAGAAUGCAGUUAAACAGCACUAAGUUGUAUGGUAACUCCUUUGGCAUGACCUAUGUUGCAGAUGGGCCAAAGGCACAUGAUAUACAAGAUCAUUUUGUGUUUACAUAAAGUAUAGGAAAUCUCUGCACUUGAUUGUACUUGAAUACUGAGCGUUAUUUAUACCUGUAUAAUAAUAACAAUAUAUAAGUGAAUGUUGUGCCUUUGUGUAUUUUGUUCAAGGAAAAUAAAGACUAUCUAGCAGCAA
Messenger RNA from Dermochelys coriacea (leatherback sea turtle), 3281 nucleotides. RefSeq names its product lunapark, ER junction formation factor (gene LNPK). The record is from RefSeq and is a predicted model, not a curated record. Bases 1220 to 2488 code for a protein of 422 amino acids. The transcript is spliced from 12 exons. NCBI's taxonomy places the organism in Eukaryota, Metazoa, Chordata, Testudines, Dermochelyidae. Gene Ontology annotation, biological process: endoplasmic reticulum tubular network organization. Gene Ontology annotation, cellular component: endoplasmic reticulum tubular network.